Caenorhabditis sp. 36 PRJEB53466 is the source of this 1033-nucleotide messenger RNA. Lineage: Eukaryota; Metazoa; Nematoda; Chromadorea; Rhabditida; Rhabditidae. The record is from the annotation of a GenBank genome assembly.
AUGCGGUCGGGCGGCACACGAUGCGACGUCGCAACUCUCCACCGCCCACGCACUUUCCUCAUCUUUCUCCUGUUUCUGGUGGGAUGCGUACAGGUUUGCACCUCUUUUUUUUUGGGCGGGAAUCAAAGGAGCAGAGAACCCUGUGUCUGUCCGAGUCUCGUGGCCUAGGAGUUUUCUAGGCCACGGCCACAACUUUGAAAAACUCGGACGGUUCCCUGCUUCUUCAACUUCAUCUAUUACCCAUCCUCCCAGCCAUUUUCAGCCUUCGACGCCUCUGACGUGUCUCACGUGCAUGUACACCUCCUCGACGACCCAAUUGGACAAUUUCCGAGUGUCGACGCGUCUCGCCCGACCGCAAUGCGCAAUGGAGCCGAUAAAGUGCGAUCGCGAUCAGGACGUGUGUGUUACGAUCACAAUGCACGUCGGUACGGCUUUUAUUAAGAUGCAAAUAUGUAUAUAUAUACGCAUUCGUUGCGUUUUUUUCUCGAGUAGAACAUAAGAGAGAACACAACAAAAAUAUGAGAGAAAAAAUAAAUGGGCGAAAAUUUGCAUUGAUAUUGGCAUUUUCUUUUUUCGUGGAAUCGUGGCGACUAGUAGUGGGCUAGUAGAACCUGGAAAAUAUAUGAAUUUGCAGGCGGUGGCGAUUAUUGGAUGGGCGCCGGUUGCGAUCGUCGCAUCAAUUUCCAGCACAUGAGCUGUCAGAAUGUGCGCACCAUGUCCAGAAAUGUGCAAUUAGGUAGGAAUCGAGCAAGAAUCGCAAUGAUGGCCCAAAAUCCCUCAAAAACCAGUUCAAACUAUCAAAAAAUUCGGCACAAAAACUCUGAAUUUGAGAGUUUCAACUCGUUUUUGAUGAAUUUCUCUGAAACUUCAACAAAAAGUCAGUAAAAACCUCCGAGGAUUUUUUGCAGGAUACGUACAGGAACGUCGCGCAAUGCAACGAGUGUGCGUAUGUGCCCGUGACUUGUGCAACUUCUCGACCCACCCGCAUAUUCCUCUACUCUUCCUGAUUCUCCUACUCGCAUUCCGAUCAUAG